Messenger RNA from Ostertagia ostertagi, 858 nucleotides. The record is from the annotation of a GenBank genome assembly. Lineage: Eukaryota; Metazoa; Nematoda; Chromadorea; Rhabditida; Trichostrongylidae.
AUGACUGCUCUUAUAGCUAUAGUGAAUGUAGUUUUAUCUGUGCUUGGCUACGUUGUCUGCAGGAGUCUUAUAGGAGAGUACAUCCCUAUAUUUAUCAGUCGGAAGAUGUAUGGAAACGACCAGUGCAAGAAGACCAAUGAUCCCAUACCGGAGCCAAUGGGGGUAAUCUGCGCUGCUGCUUAUCUUAUUGUCAUGUUUGUUUUCAUUCCAUUUCCGUUCAUUGAGUGGAUAGAAGCUGAGAGUGCCUUUCCUCAUACGAAGUUUCUUGCAUUUCUGUCGGCGUUGAUUUCCAUAUGUACGGCCAUUCUGCUGGGAUUUGCUGAUGACGUUCUGGACCUCAAAUGGCGCCACAAAUUGGCUUUUCCUACGCUCUCUUCGCUGCCUAUUCUCAUGGUUUACUACGUAUCAGGAGGUUCGACUACUGUGAUAAUACCUUCCGCGGUCCGUACGUUGCUCUCUUCUGUUCUACCAUCUUCUAUUUCCCCAAACAUUCCUGGUUCAAUUGAUAUAAAUGUUCUCUACUAUGUGUUCAUGUGCAUGGUGGUCGUUUUCUGUACUAAUGCCAUCAACAUCUUAGCUGGAAUAAACGGACUUGAAAGUGGACAAGCUAUUGUUGUAGCUGUUAGCGUGGUUGUUUUCAACUUGGUGCAGUAUCCUGCGCGUGUAUUUGUCGGCGAUACAUUCUGUUACUGGGCUGGGAUGACACUUGCUGUUGUGUCUAUUUUGGGCCAUUUCAGCAAGACGAUGAUUCUUUUCCUAUUACCGCAGGUGUUCAAUUUUCUUUACUCCAUACCUCAACUAUUUAAACUGGUGCCAUGUCCAAGGCAUCGCCUGCCAAAAUUUGAUGAGACAACAGAU